AUGUCCUCCGCGGCGCCUGUGGUGCCGGAGAACCCGGUGGCAUCAUCACCACCCCCCGUGAAGGCGGAUGGGGAUAGGACGUCUUCUGUGGCCAGCAAUGGCGGUGUCGGCGGACACACGGCGGAUGCCAGCGGCGAGUCUAAUGGGCAACGGCCGGAGUCCGCGAGCAGCGGCAGCCAGCAGCAAAAAAAGAGACGAGUCAUCGAGGACGACGACGAUGACGACGACGACAACGACCCCCCGCCCAGCCACAAGCCACGUCCUGCCGCGGCGUCGCCGGUCGGUGCAGGCGGCGGCGGCCGCGGCGGCGGCGGGGGCAACGGUAGCCUGGCUGGUGCCAAAAAGGCAAGCGGGAUGAACGGCAGUUCUUCUUCGCACUCCGGAGACCGACAGCACACGGAGAAGAGGAAGAUUGUCGCGGGGCCGCCUAGCAAGGGAGGAGGGGGGGCGACAGCGGGGCUUGGCUCGCCGGCGGGAUCUUCAAAGCACCCGGCAAGCGGAGGCAAUCACGACGACGAGGACGAGGAUGACGACACUCCGAUCGCGUUGAUGAUGAAGAAGCCUAAGGCACCCGGUGCCGGCUCUAGCGGGAUCGCCGGCAGCAAGGGCAGCGCCAACAACAUAGUCCCCAACAAGAUUGGUGGCUCCAAGAACGGCACGAAGAGCGGCGGCGGGUCCUUGAAGCCAGCCUUCACGAUCCCGAAAAAGCACGAGUACGACGACGACGACGACUUCGAGCACAAGCCGCCCAAGAAAAAGCGGCCGGAGGACUUCACCAGGGACCCGGCCAAGGUCGCCAGGAAACGCAAGCUGCAGGAGGAGGAGGAGAGGAGGAUCAAGGAGGAGGCGCGCGAAAAGAAGCGGCGGAACACGCAAGGCUCUUCUUCUUCCGCCAAGGCCAAGGCCAAGGUCAAGGCAGAGCCCAGCGGCCGCCGAGGCGCCGCCAGCCAGUCGCGGGCGCCGCCGCCGCGACCCAAGGCGCAGGCGAAGGACAAGGCGCCGAAGGGGUUCAAGGAGAUGACUACUCGCGCGGAGAAGAUCGAGAAGGCGAUGAAGGUCUACAUGUGGUGGGAGGAGCCCGCGCACGAGCCCGGCAAGCAGUGGGACUCGCUCGAGCACAACGGCGCCCACUUCGCCCCGGAGUACAAGCCGCACGGUGUCAAGCUCAAAUAUGACGGCAAGGAGGUGCACCUGACGACCCAGCAGGAAGAAGUCGCGACUUUCUACGCCAGCAUGCCCCUUGACGGCCCUCAGCUGGCGGAGCAGGGCAAGGUGUUCAACAAAAACUUUUUCACAGACUUUAAGGCGGUCCUAGGGAAGGGGCACGUCAUCAAGGACUUCAAGCUGCUCGACUUCUCGGCCAUCCGCGCCCACCUGGACAUCACCAAGCAGAUCAAGCUAGCCGCCACCGACGGGGAGAAGGCCGCUGCCAAGACUGUCAAGGAGGAGCUCGUGCACAAGUACAGCUACGCCAUCGUUGACGGCCACCUGGAGAAGGUGGGCAACUACAACGUCGAGCCUCCCGGCCUGUUCCGGGGGCGAGGGGAGCACCCCAAGACGGGCAAGCUCAAGGCGCGGGUGACGGCCUCCGACAUCGCCAUCAAUUGCGCAGAGGGGGUUUGCGUCCCGCGGUGUAACAUGCCCGGGUACGCCUGGCAGUCCGUGCAGCACAACCCGUCGGCAACGUGGCUGUCCAAGUGGGACGGCCUGCUAGCGGGCACGAAGUACAUGAUGCUGGCUGCCAGCUCGUCGUUCAAGGGCAAGAGCGACAUGGCCAAGUACGACAAGGCCAUGAAGCUCAAGGGCUUCAUCGAGAGGAUCCGGACGGACUACGUCAAGAAGCUCAGCAGCUCCGACAGACGCACCAAGCAGAUCGCGACCGCGGUGUGGAUCAUCGACAAGCUGGCCCUCCGUGUGGGCGGCGAGAAGGGCCAGGACGAGGCGGACACCGUUGGCUGCUGCUCCCUCCGGACGGAGCACCUUACCUUCCACGCCACGAACAACGAGAUCGACCUCGAGUUCCUGGGUAAGGACUCCAUGCUCUUCAAGGAGACUAUCGACUUCGACAGGUACGGCGAUGUCGGCCGGCGGGUGUUCAAGAACCUGCAGGCGUUCUGCAAGGGCAAGCGCCAGUCCGAAGAAGUCUUCGACUACCUGGACCCGAGCAUCCUCAACCUGCACCUUCAGUCGCUCAUGCCGGGCCUUACGGCGAAGGUGUUCCGUACCUACAACGCCUCCGACACCCUACAGCAGAAGCUUCCUGGAGAAGCCGCCCUCGCCGGGCUGUCUGUAGCGGAGAAGGUCGCUCUAUACAACCUAGCCAACAGGGAGGUGGCUAUCCUGUGCAACCACCAGAGGACCGUGAGCUCGGCGCAGAAGGAAGGUCUCGAGAAGCAGCGCGACCGCCUCGCGAUGCUCACCAAGCAGAAGCAGGAGCUGAAGCAGAUGCUGAGAACCAUCAAGAGCGGAAAGGGGUCGGUGCCGCUCAAGUCGAACGACAAAUCCCAGGAAGAAAGUGCCGUGAGGGCCCUCGAGAAGGCCAAGAAGGCCAAAGCCAACGCGAAGACCAACGCAGAGAAGGUGGCGGCGACAAAGGCUGGCGAGACUGCGAAGGCCUUACGGAAAGCGGCGCAACAGGCUAGGCAGGAGGCGAUGCACCUGUUUGCCAAGAACCCCAGCGCGGAGAGUGUGGAGGAGCGCAUCAAACGUUGGGGCGACAAGAUCAAGAAGCUUCAGAUCGUCAUCCGGGAUCGUGACGACAACAAGGAGGUAUCGCUGAGCACGUCCAAGAUCAACUACAUGGACCCUCGCGUGUUCGCGAAGACUCUGCAGAACAAGUUCGUGUGGGCGAUGAACGUGCCCCCUGACUGGAACUUCUCGUACGAGACUCUCUACAACUCCAAACAGAGCGUGUUGGACGUUCCUCGCCCCCCGGGCGGCGCAUCGCCGAAAAAUCCGGAGGUGAAGGGUAAGGGUAAGGCGAAGAAGGUCGAAGACGACGAUGACGACAACAACAACAGCAGCAGCAGCAGCGGGGAAGAAGAGAGCGGUAGCAGCAGCGGCAGCGGCGAGGAGGAGAGCAGCAGCGGGGAGGAAGAGAGCGGUAGCGGCAGCAGCGGGGAAGAGGAGAGCGGUAGCAGUGGAGAAGAGGAGAGCGGCAGCGAGUCGUCGUCCGGGGAAGAGGAGGGGGAGGAAAGCAGCGACGAUGAUGAUGAUGAUGAUGACGAAGCGUCCUCGUCGGGCAAGAAGAGGCGAGGCAGUGGGGGGGGCGGUGGAAGCGUGUCGAAGAAGCCGCGUAGACCGACGAUAGAAGAUGAUGAGGAGGAGGAGGAGGAGGAGGAAGAGGAUGGCGACAGUGACUUUGACGCGUGA
Ectocarpus siliculosus is the source of this 3372-nucleotide messenger RNA. NCBI's taxonomy places the organism in Eukaryota, Phaeophyceae, Ectocarpales, Ectocarpaceae. The record is from the annotation of a GenBank genome assembly.